Messenger RNA from Didymodactylos carnosus, 534 nucleotides. NCBI's taxonomy places the organism in Eukaryota, Metazoa, Rotifera, Eurotatoria, Philodinida, Philodinidae. The record is from the annotation of a GenBank genome assembly.
AUGAUACAGCCGGAAUAUUUAUUAUAUUUUAUCUCAAACGAUCAGGAAGCAGCUACAAUCACAUUUACAAUCGCUGAUAAAAACAUGCCAAUAACAGUAACAAUAAGAAACAAAAAUGGUGACGGUAUAUUAAAAUUAAACUGUUUUAAUAUGUUGACAAUUGAACGUUUACGUGAUAUAAGUUGUCGGUUAUUUAAUGAAGAAAGUGCAUACUACCGUUUAGAUGAUUCAGAAGGAUGUCGUAUGGGUGAAAAAGACACAAUGCAUGAUGUUGACGAUGAAGCAAAUGAAUUUCAAUUUCAAUUUAUCUGCAAAGCAUCAGUCAAAUGUUCAAUUAAAUUUCAAUCAAAAGUAAUUGAACUACCAUGCUAUUUAAAAACACCAGUUGCUACAAUUAAAUAUGGUUUAUUUAUUAUGGAUAAUAAAAAUGAAUAUGCUCAGAUUGAUUUAAAUGAUUUAAAUGUUGAAAAUGUUGUGGAUAAAAAAUCAACAAAACUCGAAGAGAUAACAACAUUACAUUUUAAGAUUGAGUAG